UGAACCAUCCCUAUAGAAUUAGACAUUCACCGGGAAGCGCAACAAUGGUCUUGAAUUGAAAUGUUAUUAUUUUUUCCGAAAUUUUCCGGAAAAUCACUGCUGGAAAAUGUUGUUCCGCUCAGCAAAAAGCAAGUUCGACGCUGGCGACGUGAUGCGUCGGAUGAAGCGACUGGCGGAGGGCACCAUGUCUUCGUACCGCCGACUGUUCCUCCUGCUCCUCUGCGUCUGUGUGGUUUUCUAUAUGAUUCCGCCGAUAUUUCGCUAUAUCUUCCUUAGUGCCCCCGAAAAAAAGGAUCCUCAUAGCAUGUGUAUGGACGAUCGGCUGACGCCCUUCAUACUACAGAACUUUGAGUUCGAUGCCAAUAUUCGUCACGUGUCACCAGCAAAAUUGCCGGGCGAGCGCGAUUUCACGCCCUAUGUUGGCAACGGCUAUCUGGGUCUGGAGAUCGCCCAUGACGCCUUUCUUAACAUUAAACAUGGCAGGGCUAUGCAACUCCCCAUUCGCUUCCAGCCGUUGGUUUCUAUUUCCGGAGGAUCUGGUGGCGAAAAAGAGGCCACCGUUGUCGAGUAUCUAACGGGUAUGGUUCACCGAUUCCAGUGCUUCGCGGGAUACUUUGCUUCCUACACCUACUACGCUCAUCGCACUCAGCCGAAUAUAUUCAUGCAGGAGCUGCAGAUCACAAAUACCAGGAAUCUGGUCGAGGACAUCGAGCUAAUUAUGCCACGCGUCAGCCUGCCGAAGCUCACCAGGCGAACCGUGACCCUCAGUGAAUCCGUUUCGGUGGGUGUGUUUACCUACAACGAACUGGAGGUAAUCACGGCCACGGUGCAGCCCAACCCAGAAACUCCCACUAAAUCCAUUGUGAUAAGCAUAGUGAAGCCGCAAAUGGAUUCCAAAUUGCAGCUGAGGAAGCGGGGCACAGUUCGUAUUGUGUAUCCCAUUGCAGUGCAAUAUUCUAAACCAGUGCCGGAGGCUCAAGUAAAGGGUAUAAGCGAUACCACUGAGCAGCAAGCCACACAGGCGAUGACCAAGCUCCUGCAGAAACUCGGUUCCUCAAAUCCGGGUUCCCUGAAUAGCAUUAACACCUAUCGGCAAGAGCACAUUGAUGUGUGGACGGAUCUGUGGGCCACUGGCUUUACGAUAAGCACCUCGAAGGCGGAGAACAGCUUGAACGGUGAUCGCAUCAAUGCCACCAUGUAUGCAGUUCUCUCCCAGGUGCGCAGCUUUGAAUUUGAGGAGACUGGUAGCUCCAAGAAGGAGGACAUUGCUAAAGCACUCACCUACGCCGAGGGCUGCUAUGAUUCGUAUCACACUCUGCAGGCGGAGAACCUCUGGCGCGAAAUGUCCAAUUUGCAGCAGCUCAAUUCGCUGGUAACUUCCUGGAUGCUCACUUUGGAAAAGCAGGGCUGCCACAAUCUUAUCCGAGCUGGAGCCUCGGGCGUAAUUCAAGGCAUGGUCUUGAGCUUUGGCAGUUUUCGUUUUAGCAAUCAGCACCUGGAGUGCAAUAUCCAUCCAAAAUUCCUGCACAGAGACUUUCACUUCCGGCGCCUCAACUACGGUAACAAGACCCAUGUCAAUGUCACCAUCAUUGUGAAAGAAGACAACAAGGCAGUAAUCAAUGUGGCGCUGGAUCGUUCGGACAGGAGCUACUACGCCUGCGAUGGCGGCUGCCUGGAUGAGCCCGUGUUGCUAACACAAAACCGACGACAAUUCCCAGUUAAACUGACUGAGCCUUCAACAGCAAUAUUAUACAUAACCGAGGACAAGCAGCACAUGGAAGAGCUGCACCAUGCCAUCCAUGUCAAAGAAGUAGUCGAAGCUCCUGCCCACGAGCAGCAUCUGAUCGCUCUGCAUCGGCAUGGCCACCAACUGGGUGGACUGCCCACGCUUUUCUGGGUAUCCGUGUGUGCAAUAAUCAUAGUAUUUCACAUUUUCCUGUGCAAGCUCAUUAUCAAGGAGUACUGCGAACCGAGCGAUAAGUUAAGAUAUCGUUAUAACAAACCGUGAUCCUAGUUGUAUAUAAAAUUGGAUGCUAGUAAAAUAUGAAUAUCAAAAUAAAAAUUAACAGCUUUUUUACCAUUGUUAGUAA
This is a messenger RNA of Drosophila ficusphila, 2090 nucleotides long. RefSeq lists its product as uncharacterized. The transcript is spliced from 5 exons. Lineage: Eukaryota; Metazoa; Arthropoda; Insecta; Diptera; Drosophilidae. Bases 107 to 2008 code for a protein of 633 amino acids. The record is from RefSeq and is a predicted model, not a curated record.